Molecule: messenger RNA, 513 nt
Organism: Symbiodinium natans
Lineage: Eukaryota; Dinophyceae; Suessiales; Symbiodiniaceae
Source: the annotation of a GenBank genome assembly
AUGCCAACACAAUGUCACAGUGAGGAGAUGGGCAAGCAGGCCGCGAAGAUGCUGGGGAGGCCUUUCAGUCAUGUCUUGCUCGAGAUUUGUGCCGUGAAUCCUGACAAAGGAACCGUUGAUGUCAAGUCGAUGCAUGCCCGUAUCGAGAAGGCCGUGUCCAGAGGAAAUCGCGUCCUGGCGAGCGGGGCGAUGCUGUUCCAGCAGAAAGCAGAGCUGUUUCCUGGCAGCAGCUUCGUAGUUGGUUAUGACACCUACAGGCGCAUCCUCGAUGCGAAGUACUACGCUCCCCCAGGCUGCAUGGAUGGCAGCUCUUCAGAGCAGCAACGGGAAUGGACGAUGAACGCACUUCAGAAGCUGCAUAGUUGCAGGGUGCAGUUCAUAGUCGCUGGUCGUGUGGAUGGUGGCGACUUCAAAACGAUCGUCUCGCAUCCUGUCAUGCCGGAUCUCCCUGAGGAUGGGCCGUGCCAGAAUCGUGACAUGCCAGAUUUGACUGUGUUGCUUGAUGUUGGUUGA